Molecule: messenger RNA, 2486 nt
Organism: Protobothrops mucrosquamatus (brown spotted pit viper)
Lineage: Eukaryota; Metazoa; Chordata; Lepidosauria; Squamata; Viperidae
Gene: ODAD4
Product: tetratricopeptide repeat domain 25
Exons: 12
Coding region: 15-1829 (604 amino acids)
Cellular component (GO): cytoplasm
Molecular function (GO): protein binding
Source: RefSeq, a predicted model, not a curated record
UGCUUUCUUCCAAGAUGGGGGACAACGAGGGGGAAGUUUUGCGUGGGACUUUUCCCAGCCUCAUGGCGGAAGGAACUAUGCUUAGCCGGCGCGGGGAGCUCAGCAAAGCUCUGUCCUAUUACACUUACGCCUUACAGCUUCAACCUGGUGACAGGAACUGCCUUGUUUCCCGUUCAAAAUGCUACUUAAGACUUGGAGAUACAGAAAAUGCCCUAAAAGAUGCAGAAGCCUCUCUGACUGCUGACAAAGAAUUUACUAAGGGAUUGUAUCAAAAAGCAGAAGCCUUGUAUACCAUGGGUGAUUUUGAAUUUGCUUUGGUCUUUUAUCAUCGAGGGCACAAGCUUCGCCCUGAUUUGCAGAAAUUCAGACUGGGUAUUCAGAAGUCCAAAGAAGCAAUUGAAAAUUCAGUUGGAAGUCCAUCAUCCGUGAGAUUGGAGAAUAGAGCGGACCUCUGCUUUUUGAGUCGCCAGGCAGAGAGUAAAAAAGCAAAGCAAAAACUCCAUAUCAAAAAGGAUGCAAAGUACCUAAGUAAACAACAGGCCCCUGUGAGGAAUGAGAAGAUGGAACGGCAGCUCCUAGGAGAGCUCUAUGUUGACAAGGCUUUUCUGGAAAAACUGCUCAAGGAUGAAGAGUUGAUCAAAAGCGUUACCAAGCAGGGAGUAACUGUUGGAGACUUACUUCAGGAGGGUCUUUCCUACCUGGAUACUCGCACAGAUUUCUGGCAGCAGCAAAAGCCUAUUUAUGCCCGGAUCAGAGAUCGCAAGCUUAUGUUGAAAAGAUGGACCCGGGAUCAAAAGCGGAAGCCCUCUGAGGUGGCAAGAUACAUACUAAAGAGCAUGGAGGACAUUGAUAUGCUGCUGACCAGUGGCUGCCCUGAAAGAAGUUGCCAGAAAGCUGAGCAAGUACUGAAAAAAAUCCAGAGCUGGUCUGAUGAUGAAAUCCCCAACAGGAGCGAGCUGGUUGGAAAUCUUUACAGCUGCAUUGGAAAUGCUCACAUUGAGAUGGGGAAUAUGAUGGCAGCUUUGCAGAGCCAUCAGCUAGAUCUGGAUAUUGCCAAAGAAAACAACCUGACUGAUGCCAUCUCCAGAGCCCUUGACAACAUUGGUCGAGUACAUGCCCGUAUGGGCAACUUUCAGGAAGCCAUUGACACCUGGGAGGAAAAGAUUCCUCUUAUGAAGAGUAACUUGGAGAAAACUUGGUUAUUCCACGAAAUUGGCAGAUGCUACCUAGAACUCAACAAAGCAGCUGAAGCUCGAGACUAUGGUGAAAAGUCCUUGCAGUGCGCAGAGGAAGAGGGAGACAUUGAGUGGCAGCUCAAUGGUGGUGUAUUGGUGGCACAGGCACAGGUUAAACUGGAGGAUUUUCAGUCUGCAGUCACAUACUUUGAAAAGGCUCUAGAGAAGGCAAAACGUAUCCAUAAUGAUGCAGCUCAGCAGGCAAUCAUCAUUGCUCUGGAUGAAGCCAACAAAGGGUUCAUCAAAGAGUUGAAAGAAGAACAGAGACUUGAGAGAAUGCGUGAAUUGAAAGAAUUAGAAGAUGAAGAGGAGGAAGAAGAAGAGUUGGAGGAGGAAGAACUCAAGAGAGAUGCAGACGAUACAGAAAAAAAGAAGGAAACUGAGAAACCUGAAUCUGAAGAAGUGAAAGAGGUAUCACCCCAAGAAGGAGAAGAGGUGCUUGCGUCUGGGAAUGGGGAGAUGCAACAGAUGGAGGGAGAACCAGAUCAAGGAGAAACUGAGAAGAAAGGAGAGGAACAGGAAGAACCUGGGGGAGAAUCUGAGAAAGAAUUAGAACCUGAACCAGAAAAACCGAGUGAGGAAACUAUAGGAUAACUGCUUUUGGUUUGUUGAAAAUUGCUUUUAGUUUGUAAUUUAGGAACUGUCUUGUUGUGGUAAUCAUUUUGCCUCACAAUAUUUUCUGCCCACAUUAUUGCUUGUGAUGUUCAGGCUACUAAAUAAAAUGCAAAUAAAAUAAUUAUUAAGUAUAUAAUUUUAUAAAGAGGUUGCAAGAAAAUAGGAAAUAUACAUUCAUAUAGGACUCUUUUAAAAGUUUAGUUAAUUGAAAUAAAGAGCAAUAAUUCUGAGCAUAUUUCAUUUUAUAUUUUAUAUUGUUUUCCACUGAAUAGCUCAACCAAUUAAAGUUAAUCUUAGAUGCAAGACAGCUAACUGAUUGAAGGAUUUCUCUAAUCAGUUCGCAUUAUAAAUCUGAAUUUAGGCAAAAGACAGCAAGCAUCUGCAGAAUGAAAUCUUUCAGUAGUGAUAAUUUUGGAUAUUAAGUUGCAUAAGAGGUUCUGUUGUACAAGCAAUUUAGAUGUGAGUUCUACCCAGAUUUUGGAAUCUUCCUUCUGCAAAAGCUGAACCAUAUAUUUAAUACUUUUCUAUGUGGAAGAGAAGUUACUAAGAAAUACAUUUGUGAAUGCAUGCAAGUAAGAAAAUAAAAGCUAUUCAGAACCUAAUAGUAAUAGACAUCUGUAUAUGAAAAUGCUGCUU